Nematostella vectensis (starlet sea anemone) is the source of this 2621-nucleotide messenger RNA. RefSeq lists its product as uncharacterized. The record is from RefSeq and is a predicted model, not a curated record. The transcript has 3 exons. NCBI's taxonomy places the organism in Eukaryota, Metazoa, Cnidaria, Anthozoa, Actiniaria, Edwardsiidae. Bases 362 to 1186 code for a protein of 274 amino acids.
AGAUGAUCUAUUCUUGCCUCUAAAACGUGCCCUACUUCUAGAACGUGCAAUACCUUGAUACCCUCUCUAACAGGGCGCACAAGUGCUCAGGCAGAACGUGAUAUCCUCUCUUUGCCAGUGAGGUUUUGAGGCUUGGGUAUAACAAAUCCCGCUGAUGAGGCUUCUCUCGAAUUUACUGCUUUACCAAAGGUCCGUGGUCAGCUUGCAGAACAGAUAAAACGGCAAACGCAUGAGCUGCCGGGUGAUGAUGCCGUACAAGAAGCACAGCAAGAGGCGCACAAAGAGAAGAACGAGUACCUGAAGUCUAGAUGCGCGGAGGUAUUGGGCUUCCUGUGGUAGCGUGGACUGGUGCUGAGACAAAAUGGCGGAGGAAGAAAGUUUGACAAUCGUUUCGUUAGAAACUCCUCCAGUCUCAGAAGUAAGAAGGGAAUCAAGAAACUGGACAGAUGCGGAAACAGCUAAGCUCAUAACACUGUGGGAGGGAGAAAAUGUUUUGUACAACGGCAGACAUAAGGAUCAUUUUCGAAGAGAAUGUAGAAGCGCAGCAAUGGAUCGUAUACAACAACGACUAGCCGAAGACGGAGAUUUACUAUUCACCUUGGAAGAACUUCACAAAAAAAUGCGAUGUCUUCGCACUUAUUACAGCAAGGAAAUCAAAAAAGAAAAAAUCAGCAAAUUAAACAGCAGCAACCCUCAGGACUUGUAUACUUCCCGAUGGCCACUCUACCAUUCACUGCACUUCCUUAAAGACUACAUCAACUCCAAACAAUCCCUUAGUAGCAGCAGUACUCCUUUAAACACUAGUAAGCAGGAGUUGGACUGCACUGCAGACUCGGAUGACCAGGCUGUCCUGGCAAGUGAUAAUGUUUCAAAUGUGUCCCAAGAAAGUAGUGACUUCUAUGAGAGCCCCGCUAUCCCGCCAAUCGCGAACAACAUGAAAAGAACUGCAAAUACAGACAGAGACUUGUUUAAUAAUUGUGGCAAACAGACUAAGAAAUCUGAAGAACCUGAGUUCUCAUGUGAGGCAGACAAUGCUUUUGGACACUACGUAGCCAAUCAGCUGAUGAGAAUCCCAGAUGGCUUGCCGAAGGAAAUGCUGAAGAUAGAAAUCCAGCAGUCAAUAGUCAAAGUUCUUCACCCAAAACAGACUGGUUUAACCACAGAGUAUGACUACAAUUAUCACUGAGAGACUGCUUUAACCACAGAGUAUGACUACAAUUAUCACUGAGAGACUGGUUUAACCACAGAGUAUGACUACAAUUAUCACUGACAGACUGGUUUAACCACAGAGUAUGACUACAAUUAUCACUGAGAGACUGGUUUAACCACAGAGUACGACUACAAUUAUCACUGACAGACUGGUUUAACCACAGAGUAUGACUGUGGCAGCCAAGACAAGCUCAGAGGAGAUGGCUAGACAACGUCGAAAGAGCGUAGGAUCUUGAUUACUCACUGUGCUGGCGCAUCCACACGCAUGCCUACAAUAACCUGCGCCUUAAAGCCUAGCACAGGACUGGCUGUAGUCUGUAGAGUCUAGCACAGGACUGGCUGUAGUCUGUAGAGUCUAGCACAGGACUGGCUGUAGUCUGUAGAGCCUAGCACAGGACUGGCUGUAGUCUGUAGAGUCUAGCACAGGACUGGCUGUAGUCUGUAGAGUCUAGCACAGGACUGGCUGUAGUCUGUAGAGUCUAGCACAGGACUGGCUGUAGUCUGUAGAGCCUAGCACAGGACUGGCUGUAGUCUGUAGAGUCUAGCACAGGACUGGCUGUAGUCUGUAGAGUCUAGCACAGGACUGGCUGUAGUCUGUAGAGUCUAGCACAGGACUGGCUGUAGUCUGUAGAGUCUAGCACAGGACUGGCUGUAGUCUGUAGAGCCUAGCACAGGACUGGCUGUAGUCUGUAGAGUCUAGCACAGGACUGGCUGUAGUCUGUAGAGUCUAGCACAGGACUGGCUGUAGUCUGUAGAGUCUAGCACAGGACUGGCUGUAGUCUGUAGAGCCUAGCACAGGACUGGCUGUAGUGUGUAGAGUCUAGCACGGGACUGGCUGUAGUCUGUAGGGUCUAGCACAGGACUGGCUGUAGUCUGUAGGGUCUAGCACAGGACUGGCUGUAGUCUGUAGAGCCUAGCACAGGACUGGCUGUAGUCUGUAGGGUCUAGCACAGGACUGGCUGUAGUCUGUAGAGCCUAGCACAGGACUGGCUGUAGUCUGUUUAUGGCUGACGGGUCAGAGGAUGUCUUCAUUUGGGCCUAUGACUAUUUCACAAUAUUCAUUUUGUUCACAGGUGACUAUUUCACAAUAUUCAUUUUGUUCACAGGGAUUUGGGAUUCUCUCACUCAUGAACCAGCAUUCCAGCAUUACCAUGGAUUUACUCCUGAUGAAUGAUUUUAUAGUAGAGGAGGCUCAUCCCAAAAUCAUUAGGAACAUUUUCAUGAAAUAAAAAACAAUAGAGACAGUUAUUUAGCCUUUAAUUGUUUUAUGUAUCAAAAUAUCAAGGCCCAAAUGAUAUGGACAAAAAAUCCCCUAUUUGAUGCAAAAAUAUCAUGAAAAAUUGAAUUCCAAACAACUCUUAUGUAGUUGUAAUGUAUAAAUAGUGGUAACUCUGAUAAAAGUGCCCUCUACC